GCGCUAGCCAUGGGCCUGCUUUGUUUGAUGUUUUCUGUCGUUAGUUCUAAACAAAAGAAGCAAAAGAGGCCGACGUGCACCGAGCGUGUUAAUAAAGCGAAGGUUAUGAUCAGCAAGUUAGAAGAGGAAUGCAAUGUUGACAUGAAAUGCGAUUGGAAACUUCCUCCAGAAAAUGUUAGUUCUGUCUGGGGGAUAUACGUGAGAUGGGGGAGAACUGUAUGCCCUGAGAGUGCUGAAGUGUUUUACGAAGGUAUAGCAGGUGGCUCCCACUAUAACCAAGGUGGAAAUGGUGCAAACUAUGUCUGUUUGCCGAGAAAUCCCGAAUGGGGGAAGAUUAGUAAUGGCCUGGGUGGUAUUGGUGCGUAUAUCCAUGGAGCUGAGUAUCAGUUCGGUGCAGGCUAUAGCAACCCAUUCCUCGGGACAAAUGCCCCGAACUCGGAAAAUGCAGAAUCGCUCCACGACAAUGACGUACCAUGUAUUGUGUGUCAAGUCCCCCGAAGCGUCGCAAUGGUACCAGCCAGACACUCCUGUCCGGAUGGUUGGACUUUAGAGUACAAAGGUUAUCUGGUGGCUCAGCAUCAUACUCACCCUCAAAACUCUCUCUAUGAAUGUAUGGAUAAAGCGCCUGAGGCAAUACAGGGUGGUCAUGAAAACAAGGACGGUGCAUUAUUCUACUCUGUUCAAGCGAUUUGCGGAUCAUUGCCCUGCCCCGAGUACAAACAAGGCGCUGAGCUGACGUGUGUUGUUUGCUCCAAGUGAAUGUUAAUGAAAAGCGACCACUUGUAUGUUAUCAUAUAUGACAAGUAUUAACUUUAGGACAUCCAUAUCAUGAAAUAUUAUCCAAUGGUAUUUUCAUCAUCUGAUAAAAUUAGAAUGUAUUUUUCAGAUGGCGUAUCAACGAAAUUUAGGCAUAAACUCUACAAAAUAUUGCGCAACAAUGUGUUUCAAAUUGUAUUUUAGAUAUAUUUUAGUACAAACUAAAAUGAAAGUAGUAGUGUGCAUGACAAUACAUAUCUUAUCAUAUAAUCGAUGGUUAAGGGACACGACAACAACAUUUCCGUUGGCACCUUAAAGGAUCAUUACAUUUUUUUGUAUAUCAGCAACUUGUACAUACGAUUCGGAUAUCUCCCGGGCAACCUGUAAUAAAAUGUUUGUUUUGUUGCAGAUGCACAGUCGAUCAAAAUAAACUCUAAUUAAAAUAUGAGUAACUUAAUUGUGAUAAACAUUUACAUUUAGAAAAAGCUUGACGAUUUUGAUGUAGCACUAAUGUAGCACUGCUAUUGUAGUUCAACAAAAAUUUGUUGCAAAAUAUUCUUCACUCAAACUUUGAUACUUUUAAUGACAGAAACUUUAGCAAUUUAACUUGUUUACUUAACAGAAAUUUAAUAUUCAUAAACAUUACUAACUUGUGUUGUUUAUGUCGACUAAUGUCUCUCAUAAAAGCGAAUGGAC
This is a messenger RNA of Owenia fusiformis, 1452 nucleotides long. NCBI's taxonomy places the organism in Eukaryota, Metazoa, Annelida, Polychaeta, Sabellida, Oweniidae. The record is from the annotation of a GenBank genome assembly.